Molecule: messenger RNA, 901 nt
Organism: Bradysia coprophila
Lineage: Eukaryota; Metazoa; Arthropoda; Insecta; Diptera; Sciaridae
Source: RefSeq, a predicted model, not a curated record
AUCAGUAUUUCUUUAAGCGUUAACGGUAGUGCAUUGAUAGUUCGAAACUAAGUGCAUAAUGGCUAAGAUUAUCAUAUUUGCGUUUGGAUUUUUAUGCGCAUGUACCGUUGCAUUUUCCAGUAAAGUUAGCGCACCACACACGGCGUUAAAGAGAAGUUUCGGAGCAUACGAAUUCCCCGGACUCGGAUCCGACUAUCAAAAUCUAGGCCUACACAAAUUUGAAACAUUUCCACUAGCUCCAUGGAAUGGACACCGAUCAGUUCUAUCACCGAUCGAAGUGGCUAAUGCUGUGGCAGCUGCUAAACAAGCAUCGCAAAAUGUUCUCAUCGCCCAACAACAAGUUCAAGUCGCCAAGGAGCAUGUUUUGAAUCAACAGCGAUUGGCUGCAGAGAAAGAGACCCAUGCAACAAUUGUAACCCAAAAGAAAGCAGCCGAAUCUGCAGCAGCUGCUCAGUCGGUUGCAUUGGCGCAACAGCGUUUAGCUGCAGCAAAAAAUUCAGUUGCACAUCAGCAACGCAUUGCCGCAGCAAAGGAAGCUCAUGCCGUGGCAGCUUUACAGAAUAGCCCAAAUAAUGUUGCAUACGCUGAGGUUCAACGAACAGAUAAUGAAGCGGCACGUAUAGCAGCAGCUAUUCAUCGUUCUGGAGCACAUUUUAAAGACACCAUUGUUGAGCCAUUUUCAGUACCUUUACAGCAUUAUUCAAUAGCACCAUGGCAUAAUCCUCUCAGCGCUUCUGUUGAUGGUGCUUGGUCCUCACCACUUUAUACCACACCGUCAUUUAAACCCGCAUUUAAUGCAUGGGGAUAAGCGUUUUUCUGAUGGAAAUGUGCGAACAUUACGUAAUGAAAUCCUGUGGUUUUAUGGUCUUUUAGUUAUUAUUAAAAUAAACAUUUUCUUUGG